AUAACCUUACAUUUGUAACCAAUGAAAAAAAUACUCACUUCAGCUAGACUUGAAAGCCUAGGUAAAGUUUACGUAACUGAAAGUUUGUCUGUAGAGAAAGGUCUCGUUUCGAUUUCGAGUUCAGCGACUCGAAAACCCUUCUGCCGCCUGCGAUUCGAUCUCGCGACUUGUGGGGGUUACGAAGAACUGUGUUUUGCGGAUAAUAGUAACACGUUCAUCAGUUAAAUUGUCCCCUGAGCUUAUACCUCCUGCAUUGGCCUGCUAGGUUGCAUAGUACAGAUCCAUGGCAGAGCAUCUAGCCUCCAUCUUUGGCACUGAAAAAGACAGAGUUAACUGCCCUUUUUACUUUAAGAUUGGAGCCUGCAGGCAUGGGGAUCGAUGUUCAAGGCUGCAUACGAGGCCCUCCAUCAGCCCUACUAUUUUGCUUUCAAACAUGUACCAGAGGCCUGAUAUGGUAACACCUGGGAUGGAUAUCCAAGGACAAGCAAUGGAUCCUCGAAAAAUUCAAGAACAUUUUGAGGAUUUCUAUGAGGAUUUAUUUGAAGAGCUUAGCAAGUAUGGAGAAAUUGAAAGUUUGAAUAUAUGCGACAAUCUAGCUGAUCAUAUGGUUGGGAAUGUUUAUGUGCAAUUCCGAGAGGAGGAACAGGCUGCAACUGCAUUACGGUCUUUGCAAGGAAGGUUUUAUGCAGGUCGACCUAUCAUUGUUGAUUUUUCUCCGGUGACCGACUUUCGUGAAGCAACUUGUAGACAGUAUGAGGAGAAUACUUGCAACCGUGGUGGGUACUGUAAUUUCAUGCAUCUGAAGAAAAUAAGUCGUGAGCUGCGAAGAAGGUUAUUUGGAAGAUAUAGGAGGCACAGCUAUAGUCGGAGUCGAAGCAGAAGUGUCAGCCCAUACAGGGAUGGUGACAAACAUCGCUAUUAUGAAGAUCGUCAUCGUGGACAUGGCGGUCGUGGGCACGACAGAAGGUAUGACGAUGCGGAUGAUCGUGAUGGUCACCGUGGCCAAAGAACACGAAGCCGUAGCCCAGGAGGACGUAGAAGGGGACGUAGCAGGAGCUAUAGUCCUAGACGCAACAGGAGUCCAAUUCGUGAAGGCAGUGCCGAGAGAAGGGCUAAGAUUGAACAAUGGAACCGGGAAAGAGAAAUUCAAGCGUCAUCUGUUAAUGUUCAUCAGCCUAUGCAAAAUGGAGGAUCUUAUUCAAAUCAACCAAGUUAUGGAUAUUGAGCACGCUCAUUUAUGAUGUACAAGAACUGGAAGAUGGAAACAUUCAAGAAAGGCCUUGUUGCCUUUCAGUUUUUUAGAAGGUGCAUGUUCUACCGGCACAUGCUUUGUGUACAAAUCAUUUUUUAAAAUGUUUAUAUUACAGCAGGUGUAUGACACUAAUAGUGAAUUAAGUAAUGGAGAAAAUCAGUUGAAGCAAGCAGCUAUAAAAUUGUACUUAUUGUAGGCUUCCACAAUUAGGCAUUUGAUUAUCUAUCACAUUCCUUUGACGUCUCAGUGUUUUGUCAUUGUUUGUAACUUGACCCACAAGCCUAAAAUAAUCUUGAUAUGAUCCAUUAAACCCAAACAAAAUUGACUUGUGAAAAAGGAUUUGUUGAAGUGAGAAACUGUAAGGUUCAAACGUGGUAGCUAGGGGCAUUUGGUUAACCCUAUUAUUUGCUUGUAAUAAUAGCAAUCCUGGUACGUCUAGUCAUUACCAGUUUGUCAUGGUCUCUUAGGAGAUUGUGAAGUGCUAUGUUAUAGAAGAUUAUAGCAAGUUGUAAUGACAUUGACAAAUUCAAAUGACUUUAUAGAAAAUAUAAUGGGAUUGUUUGUUUGAUUGAC
This is a messenger RNA of Cryptomeria japonica (Japanese cedar), 1825 nucleotides long. Its product is annotated as splicing factor U2af small subunit B. NCBI's taxonomy places the organism in Eukaryota, Viridiplantae, Streptophyta, Pinopsida, Cupressales, Cupressaceae. The transcript has 7 exons. Gene Ontology annotation, cellular component: spliceosomal complex; U2AF complex. Gene Ontology annotation, biological process: mRNA splicing, via spliceosome. Gene Ontology annotation, molecular function: pre-mRNA 3'-splice site binding; metal ion binding. The record is from RefSeq and is a predicted model, not a curated record. The coding region runs from base 284 to 1225 and encodes 313 amino acids.